Messenger RNA from Musca domestica (house fly), 2171 nucleotides. RefSeq lists its product as uncharacterized. The coding region runs from base 328 to 2091 and encodes 587 amino acids. The transcript has 2 exons. Lineage: Eukaryota; Metazoa; Arthropoda; Insecta; Diptera; Muscidae. The record is from RefSeq and is a predicted model, not a curated record.
ACAAAUUUGCCGCAACCUUUAAAUGUCAUGGCGAAUCUAUGUUUUUCGCCUUAGAUGCCAAUUUUGACAUUUGAGGGUACCACAAAAGUUGCUUUGUUGUAGCAAUUCGACGAUACGGUUACCUGUUAGAUCUACCAUGCAAAUAGUUAUACAGUAAAGAGCGUAAGACACUUUACGCUCACCCCUCUCCCAAAAAAUACUGAAAGAAAUGCUGUCACUUUUGCAUAACAACUCAUGUUUUUCUGUGUUAAAAGAAGAUUACAAAUUAGUGAACCGUUACGCCGAGUGUGGUUAAGAAUUCUUUUUUCAGUGCAGUUUUGACUAAGAAUGUGUGCCUACGAAAUAAAUCAAGAGCGACUGAUGGCGCUUUUAUCAGAUGUUGACAUGGAUCAAGAAGAAAAUAUUGGUGGCGAAAGCAGUGGUGAAAGCAGUGAUGAGGAAAUUAUGAGCAAUCAUGACUCUGGUUCUGAGCAAGAAUUUGAUAAAAAUGAAGAUAAUGAUGUAGUGCAAUACAUUGGGAAAGAUGGAAGUAUUUGGCAAAAUGUUCCAUUUCCAAAAACGCGAGCAACGGCUGAAAAUAUUUUCACAAAUGCUCCAAAAGUAACAGCUACGUCACAAAACGUAACUACCCCGUUUGAAAGUUGGGCAAUUUUUUUUAAUUUUGUGGACCUUGUUGUGGAAAAAACAAACAUUUACAUCUUGAAGGUGCAAGUAAAAUACAAAGAUUUGAAAAAUGCACGUUUAACACGUAGAGAUGAAAUAAAUGCUUUAUUUGGAUUGUUGUAUAUCGGUGGUCUACACAAGUCUUCACAUGUAAACGUAAGAGAUUUAUGGGCGUCAGAUGGUACUGGGUUAGAAAUAUUUAUAGCCACCAUGUCAUUCAAUCGAUUCUUAUUUCUAAUGCGAUGCAUUCGUUUCGACGAUGUUAACACCCGUAUGGAGCGUCGAAAAUUAGAUAAACUAGCCCCAAUACGAGAAAUAUUUGAAAUGUUCAAUCAGAAUUGUGAAAAAAAUUUUUCAUGCGGUAGUUAUAUAACGGUUGAUGAAAAAUUGGAAGGCUUUCGUGGACGCUGCAGUUUUAGACAAUACAUUCCUAAUAAGCCAGCUAAGUAUGGUAUAAAAAUAUUUUCCGCGGUGGAUUCAACAACAUAUUACACAUCUAAAUUGGAAAUCUAUUGCGGCCAACAACCACUGGGUCCAUAUAAUUUAUCAAAUAAGGCAGAGGCAGUAGUAAGACGAAUAAUCCAACAUCUCCAAAACUCGGGUCGAAAUAUAACGACUGACAAUUGGUUUAAGUCUUACAGUCUAGCAGAAUAUUUGUUGGAAAAAAAAACUACGCUUGUUGGAACCAUACGAAAGAAUAAGCGUGUUUUACCCCCCUCAUUUUCUCAACCCAAAAAUCGGGAAGUUAAAUCAACAAUUUUUGGAUUUAGAAAAAAAUCUACGAUCUUAUCGUACAUUCCAAAACGGAAUAAGUGUGUUUUGUUGCUCUCUACAUUUCAUAGAGAUGGAAAAAUACUGGAUGGUCCAAAGUGUUUACCAGAGAUUGUUGAAUUUUACAAUAAAACUAAAGGUGGAGUCGAUACGACUGACCAGUUAUGUGCUACAUAUAAUGUUGCCAGAACUUCAAAUCGCUGGCCUUUGUUGGUAUUCUAUUCGCUUAUGAACUUGGCUGCCAUAAAUGCACGUAUAGUUUUAUUAUGCACUAAAAAUCCACCACUGAAAUAUAAAAAGCGAUCACUUUUUAUAAAAGAUCUUGCAUUCAGUCUCAUUGCGCCACAGAUAGAAAAGCGUAGCAAAAUUAGCACAUUAUCAAAUAACCUAAAAUUAAGCUGUCAAAAAUUUGCGAAGAAGUUCUGUGCUAACAUUGACGAACAGCAGAACAUAUCACCACCAGCCAUAAGACUUAAACAAUCCCGCUGCCAGGUAUGCGGUAAUGCAAAGGAUCGAAAAACUAAGACGACAUGCUGCAAAUGUGAAAUUUUUAUUUGCAAAAGUCACACCAACCCUCUUUGUACGUACUGCUAUGGACCAGCUUUGCAAGAUACGAACUUAAUCUAUGACGAUAUGUUUACAUGCUGUAAUGAGUAACUUAAAUUUCUUUCCAAAUUAGUUCGUAAAAGGAUCAUAAUGCAAAAACUCAAGAAGUUGAAGCUGAUUUUGCAAAGUGC